Ostertagia ostertagi is the source of this 351-nucleotide messenger RNA. The record is from the annotation of a GenBank genome assembly. Lineage: Eukaryota; Metazoa; Nematoda; Chromadorea; Rhabditida; Trichostrongylidae.
AUGCCCGUUAAGCAAAUGCUGGUCGCGGUGAACGAAGGGCUCGGAUUCGGCCUAAUAGCCAUUGUGGCGCUUAUUACGAUUCUCAACGUGAUCCUUGGAGUGGUGCACUUCUCACUUGUUCUGGCUUAUACCGGCAGACCUCGUUCCAAUUCGAUGUCAAGAAGGGCACGCUUGUCCGCUGACCGAAGCGUUCUGCUCGACGAUCAAAGUAUGAUGCCAUUUAUGCCAGAUGAAGAUGAAGAUCCAAGAUUCGGCUAUGUUACAAUGCCCCGUGACGGUAGCAAGAAAACUUACGGCAAAAUGGUUCUCAUCUCUCCGUCCAAAUCUAGGUGUGUUCAUUGGUAUCAUUGA